Messenger RNA from Bombus pascuorum, 3335 nucleotides. RefSeq lists its product as uncharacterized. Gene Ontology annotation, molecular function: monooxygenase activity; heme binding; iron ion binding. The coding region runs from base 155 to 3163 and encodes 1002 amino acids. NCBI's taxonomy places the organism in Eukaryota, Metazoa, Arthropoda, Insecta, Hymenoptera, Apidae. The record is from RefSeq and is a predicted model, not a curated record. The transcript is spliced from 12 exons.
GUAGAAGCAAACUUACAUUCAUAUUAUUUCUGGCAGACACUGCUUCAGUCAGUAUAGUUUGGCAUUGACCGUAGAUACAAUCCAAACAGUUUCUUUCUCGCAGAAAGCUUUCAUCUUCAUAUAAUUACACAUCUCGACAAAAAUCUUGUUCGACAUGGACUAUUUUCAACUACUGUGUGGCAUUUCCGUACUACUUCUUGCGAUCUAUUACCAUUACUCCUCAUGCUACAACUUUUGGAAAAGUCGCAAUAUACCUGGACCAAAACCGAUAAUCUUCAUUGGCAACUUUCUGACCGUCCUUCUUAAAAGAGAGUCGAUAGCCGAUUGGACGAAGAGGUUGUACGACCAAUAUAAGAAUGAACCAGCUUUUGGGAUAUACAUGGGAACAUCACCACUUCUGAUUCCCAAUAACUUAGAUAUAAUUAAAGAUAUUCUCAUCAGGGACUUCUCUUUAUUCGCUGAGCGAGGAUUUAAAAUAUUUGAUGAAAAAAUAGAACCAAUACAUCAAAAUCUCGUCAUGUUAGAAGCUGAAAGAUGGCGGCCGUUGAGAGCUAAACUCUCGCCGGUAUUCACAUCCGGCAAGCUCAAAGAAAUGUUCCCACUUAUAGUAGAAUGCGCGGGAAAGUUGGAGAAACACUUGGAAAAAUUAGCAGAGGAGGACGAACCAGUGGAGUGCCGUGAGUUGACUGCAAAAUUCGGGAUCGAUUCGAUCGGUAGCUGUGCUUUUGGACUAGACAUGAAUGCUCUCGACAAUGAGAACUCCGAAUUUCUUCGAAUGAGCAAACAAAUUUUCGCAAUUAACACGAAACAGAUAAUUCGUGAUUUUUGUAGAGAAUUUACACCAUCCUUGUAUAAAGUAAUUGGUUCUUACCUCCAACCAAAAGAAGUUAACGAUUUUUUUCUAAAUUUAUUUAUCGAUACGACGAAGUACAGGAUGAAUAAUAACAUAAUCAGACCAGAUUUUGUGCACUUGCUGAUGGAACUGAAGAAACACCCCGAUAGAGUUAACAAUAUUGAACUCACAGACGCGUUGCUUGCUUCGCAAACUUUCACUUUCUUCAUCGGUGGAUUCGAAACAUCUUCCUCAACGAUGUCACAUGCUCUUUACGAGUUAGCACAAAAUCCCGAAAUACAAGAUAAACUAAGAGAAGAAAUUAGAGACGUAUACGACAAAAAUAAUGGAGUUUUGACAUACGCAGAUAUCAGUAGAAUGAAAUACUUGGAUAAAGUGCUUAAAGAAACACUAAGAAAGUACCCGCCAUUACCUAUUUUAAAUAGGCAAGUGAUGGAAAAUUAUACGUUUAAAGGCACGAAAAUUUCCAUACCAAAAGGAACAAAUAUAUGUAUAUCAAUAUAUGCCAUUCAAAAUGAUCCAAAUGUAUAUCCGGAUCCUGAGAAAUUCGAUCCUGAAAGAUUUAACGAAGAUGCUGUCGCCGCUAGGCAUCCUAUGAGUUAUCUGUCUUUUGGCGAUGGACCAAGAAACUGCAUUGGUGCCCGUUUCGCGCAAUAUCAAAGCAAGGUUGGACUUGCAACGAUUCUGCGUAACCACAGAGUCGAUGUCUGCGAGAAAACCAAAAUUCCCUUUGAAAAUGACAAUCGUACCGUUAUAUUGGCGCUGAAAGGAGGAGUGUAUUUGAAAAUAGCUAAGAUAAGAGAAAUUAUGAGUGACUUUGAAAUUUUGUGCGGGUUAGCCGCAUUACUUCUGGCUUUCUAUUAUUAUUCCACGUCAACUUUCGAUUUUUGGAAGAGUCGUGGAGUUCCAGGACCAAAACCUAUAUUCUUAUUUGGAAACACCAUGGAGCUGAUGUUUGCAAGAAUAUCAAUGGUAACUUACCUACAGGACCUUUAUAAAGCAUACAAAAACGAGCCGAUGGUUGGGUUGUUCAUGAGAAGAUCACCGGUUCUUGUUCUAAAAGAUCCGGAACUGAUAAAAGAUGUCAUAAUUAGAGAUUUCUCGACAUUCACCGAUCGAGGAUUUGCCGUUCAUGAAAGGACAGAACCAUUGUCAAUGAAUCUCUUCAAUUUGGAACUAAAAAGAUGGCGUCCGUUAAGAUCGAAGCUCACUCCAAUGUUCACAUCCGGCAAACUGAAAGACAUGUUUGGUCUCAUUCUCGAAUGUGCAGAGCAUUUCGAAAAAUACUUGGAUAAACUGACCGAGAAGGAAGAGCCCAUAGAUUUUCGCGAGGUAACUGCGAAAUUCACGACCGACGUGAUUGGUUCCUGCGCCUUUGGAAUCGAGAUGAGCUCGUUAUCGGACGAAGACAGCAAGUUUCGUAAAAUCGGCAGACAAAUCUUCGCCACGAACUUGGAGAAUGCAAUACGGUUAAAAAUUAAACUGUACAUGCCGAAACUGUACGAUUUGUUGGGUUACAUCGUGCCCGACAGAAAACUUGCUCCGUUCUUUACCAAGCUCGUGACAGACACUAUGAAGUACAGGAAAGGGCAUAACAUAUACAGGCCUGACUUUAUACAUAUGCUUAUGGAAUUGAAAGAACAUCCAGAGAAAUUGGGCGACAUUAAAUUAACGGAUAGUUUAUUAACUGCGCAAGCUUUCGUUUUCUUUGCUGCCGGCUUUGAAACUUCGUCGUCGGCAAUGAGCAACGCUCUUUACGAACUCGCUCUAAAUCAAGAAAUUCAAGACAAAUUACGUCAAGAGAUCAGGGAACACCUCGCGAAACACAACGGAGAGUUGCAAUACGAACACGUUAAAAACAUGGAAUACUUGGAGAAAGUGUUUAAAGAAACAUUAAGGAAGUAUCCACCAGGAUCUCUAUUGCCAAGAAAAUCUACUUCCGCCUAUACUUUCAAGGACACAAAAGUCAGUAUACCGAAGGAUUCAAUAAUAUGGAUUCCAAUGUACGCGUUGCAUCACGAUGCUGACAUUUAUCCAAAUCCGGAAGUGUUCAAUCCAGAGAAUUUCAACGAAGACGCCAUUGAGGCUCGUCAUCCGAUGACCUAUUUACCAUUCGGCGAUGGACCAAGAAAUUGCAUCGGUUCACGUUUCGCUAUUUUUCAAACCAAAGUGGGUCUAAUCACGAUUCUUCGUAAUUAUAAAGUGGACGUUUGUGAGAAAACUAUGAUUCCAUACGAGUUUAUCAAGACGUCGUUUCUACUGACGCCGAAGGGGGGCAUAUAUUUGAAGUUAACGAAACUAAAAACAUAAUUUCAAAGUGAAAGAUACUUUUAAAGACACUAAUUUUAAUCGUAUUAACACCGAAUAACAAAUUUUUCUACGCUUGUGUUGUAAAGUAAAUUUUGUAAUUGUGACAUGGCAAGGAACUGAGAAAAGGUAAUUUUUGAAUAUAAAUAAAUUAGAUCGAUAGUUCGUAGACGCA